Molecule: messenger RNA, 1897 nt
Organism: Styela clava
Lineage: Eukaryota; Metazoa; Chordata; Ascidiacea; Stolidobranchia; Styelidae
Source: RefSeq, a predicted model, not a curated record
UAGAAUAUUCGACGCAAUGGCUGGCUGCCGUCGGCUUUUACGAAUACUUACUACAGGAUGGAUAUGUCUGCUAAUUUUUACGUUAGCGAUAUCUAUGAUACCAAUAUGCAAUGCAGAUGGGUCUGUUCAAGACGAUGUGAACUUGAAUCGAGGUUUGUGUGGUACUGAUAGAACCUUUGAAGUUGUACCAACCAACAAUGUCCGAAUGACCCGAAUAAGAUUUCGUGUUCGUUUGGUCGGUCAAGAAACAAAAUCAUUCAAAACCUUCUGUGAAGCGAAAGAUGAAUACCUACAUACCGUGGUUUAUGGAUUCCUCUUUGUUUGGGGGUUCUAUGGAGUAUGCAGUUUGAAAAAAUUUAUAUUGAUCUUCAAUAGUUCAUACAAAGAAAAAUGCACAAAGAAGUUGUGCAGAGGGAGGUUUAAAUUUCGAAGAAGUAACCACCACGGGGUUGUUCUCAGAAAAAAAGAGUUACUCGAACUGAUAAACAGUGGCGACAUUGACAAAGUAGUGAAUACAAACAACGUUGAUUUUAGCUCCUCUGGCUAUGUCACAGGCAGCCCAAAAAUAAAAGAUAAAAUGACUACCUCGUCUGGUAGUGCUAUCAUAACUGAAAAACAUGAUGCUUCAGUCGAAGCAGAUGUAUCUAAUUUCCAAUCUUCGGAAUCUUCAACCGACACCGAUAUAUCAGAGGAUAUGAACAGACUCACUUCGAGUAAAGAUUUGAAUUGGCAUCCCAAAACAAGUACUCCGAAGAGAAUUCGUUCAAAAAAGGCAACCAAGUUGAAACUGUCACACCAUGUAGUAGAACAAGAUACAAAUCAGGAUAACAAUAUGUCGUCUUCUGAGCUAUCACGUACUGAUAGCGGCAGUGACGCUACGGUGAAACCCUUCAGUAAGCCAGUUGCUGUAAUGCCAUCGGCGAAACCAAGUUGUUCCAAAACCAUUAGUCCUAGAACCGGUCCUAAAAAAGUUGGAUUCGAGGACAGUUCUUCGUCGUCCAUUAUAACCAUUUCCUCGGACGACGAUGGCAAAUUGAGCAGCAAUCAAGAAGUUCAAGUCAAUGAUUCAACUAUUAAAAAGAAAUUUUCCAAGAAAAUCUUUCCAGAGAAACUGAAAAAGGUCGUCACCGCUGACCAACUCUACCAGAAGUUGAAUAAAAUGAACGAAGUUGGUUCUGAAAAACUCCAAAAAGAAGUUAAAAGAACAAAGAAAGUGGUUUACAAGGACCUCUCAAACAUGAACAUGCCGAGAUUGGAUAAAAUCUCGGAAAAUAGGGAAGAUUCCGUCAAAGAAGUUUAUGAAAAACUUCAGAAUCAACGGCGCACUCUUAAUGAACUCCAGAAUACAAUAGUUCAAGUCGAAAAAGCGACCGAAGAGUCAAAGAUACGAGAAAUUCAUUUCAAUACAAAACUAUUGGAAGCGAGAGAAGCUGAACGUCAAAGAUGGCGUCGCGAAUAUAAUACAAAAUUGAAUUUACUUAAAGAAUAUAAGGAUGCUAUCAUCAAAUGUACUGAAAAAGCAAUGGCUUUGCGCAGUCAAUUUUGUGGUGAAAAACAACCUCGCCGUGAUGGCGAAGCUUGGUGUUACGACUGCCGUAUCGGACGUCAUCCUAGUGACGUCAUAGAUAUUCCCAUUUCGCGUUUUCGACGAUAUAUCGUUAAUAAUACGCCGGAGCCGAUACUUUCUCGAUCACGUGGGUUUCGUCCAUGUUGUCCAAUAGUUGAAAAUAUAAAUUCCAGGUAUGAAGCGUUGGAAUUAGACCAACGUAUGCAUGUUGAUGUUAAACUUGCUCGUAUUUAUAAAAUGCAAAAGCAGUUACAAUGGGAAUUAUUUAACAGAAGAUAUUUAAAUAAUGGUUGUUUGAAAUCUUAAAUUCUAUUUUCUUAUCGUUUUUUA